Molecule: messenger RNA, 501 nt
Organism: Phaeodactylum tricornutum CCAP 1055/1
Lineage: Eukaryota; Bacillariophyta; Bacillariophyceae; Surirellales; Neidiaceae
Exons: 1
Coding region: 1-501 (166 amino acids)
Cellular component (GO): endoplasmic reticulum
Molecular function (GO): misfolded protein binding; protein-folding chaperone binding
Source: RefSeq, a predicted model, not a curated record
AUGCCGACACACUACGAAGUCGUUGGGGUACCAAAGUCUGCCAGUGCUGAUGAAAUUAAACGUGCUUUUCACAGCGCUGCCCGGAAAUUUCAUCCGGAUAAGCAGACUGGCAAUCCAGUAGUAGGAAGCCCUUUCGAUGACGCACAAUUUCUACGACUUCAAGCCGCCUGGGAAACGCUGCGAGACAAGGAACGUCGUCACACUUAUGAUGCCUCGUUAUCCUUGCAAGAAUCACGACACAUGGCCAAGUGUAGCAGUGCCAUUCCCUUGUCACGGAAUGACUGUGAGAUGGAAUGGGUCUAUGAUGACGAUGUCACGGAGAACAAAGUGCAGGCCUGGGUGACAACCUGUCGCUGUGGAGAACUAUUGGAAUUUAUUCCUUCUGAAUGGAACACGCUAUCACUCGCAGCCCCUCUGCUUUCGGAAUGCCCAGGCUGCAGUUUAGUGUACGAUUGGGCUAAGCUGCGUUUAGGCGAGACUUCGAAACGAAAUUGCGAAUGA